Messenger RNA from Toxotes jaculatrix (banded archerfish), 5538 nucleotides. RefSeq names its product slingshot protein phosphatase 1b (gene ssh1b). The transcript has 14 exons. The record is from RefSeq and is a predicted model, not a curated record. Gene Ontology annotation, cellular component: cytoplasm. Gene Ontology annotation, molecular function: protein tyrosine/serine/threonine phosphatase activity; actin binding. The coding region runs from base 53 to 2551 and encodes 832 amino acids. Gene Ontology annotation, biological process: negative regulation of actin filament polymerization; actin cytoskeleton organization; protein dephosphorylation. Lineage: Eukaryota; Metazoa; Chordata; Actinopteri; Toxotidae.
UGGAAGCGAUGAUGACCGGAAAAAUAAUCAGAGCCUCAGUGAGAGCUUCUUCAUGGUCAAAGGAGCCGCCCUCUUCCUCCAGCAGGGCGGCAGCGCGCAAGGACCGAAGACCCCAACACACCACAAACAUGCAGGUGAUUUACCUCAACACCUGCAGGUCAUGUUUAAGAUCCUCCGGUCUGAAGAUCGCAUUAAACUGGCUGUGCGGUUAGAGAGUGGAUGGUCCGACCGGGUGCGCUACAUGGUUGUCAUCUACACCAACGGCCAUCAAGAUACAGAGGAAAAUAUCGUCCUGGGAAUGGAUUUUACAGACAAGGACAGUAAAAAUUGCUCUAUUGGGAUGGUGCUGCCACUGUGGAGUGAUACCAACAUACAUUUAGACGGAGAUGGAGGCUUCAGCGUGAACACAGCAGGGAGGUCACAUGUCUUCAAGCCUGUAUCUGUGCAGGCCAUGUGGUCUGCCCUCCAGGUCCUCCACAAAGCAUGCGAGGUGUCACGCCGCUUCAACUACUUCCCAGGGGGCAUCGCUCUCACAUGGAUGGCCUUCUAUGAGAGCUGCAUCACCUCAGAGCAAAGCUGCAUCAAUGAGUGGAACGCUAUGACCGACCUGGAGACCACCCGGCCCGAUUCACCCACCAUGUUUGUUGACCGGCCAACUGAGCGAGAGAGAACAGAGUGUCUCAUUAAAGCCAAGCUACGCAACAUCAUGAUGUUUCAAGACCUGGAGAACAUCACGUCGAAGGAGAUCCGUAACGAGCUGGAGCAGCAUAUGAGCUGUAACCUCAAAGAGUACAAGGAGUUUAUAGACAACGAGAUGCUUUUGAUCCUGGGUCAGAUGGACAAGGCCACGCUCAUCUUUGACCAUGUGUACUUGGGUUCUGAGUGGAACGCUUCAAACCUGGAAGAACUGCGUGACUGCGGAGUGGGUUACAUCCUGAAUGUUACCAGAGAGAUUGACAACUUCUUCCCAGGGAUGUUCUCUUAUCACAACGUCCGUGUGUACGAUGAGGAUGCCACCGACCUGCUGGCCCACUGGAACGACACCUACAACUUUAUUGUCAAAGCCAAGAAGAACAACUCCAAGUGCCUGGUGCACUGUAAGAUGGGGGUGAGCCGGUCUGCCUCUACAGUUAUUGCCUAUGCAAUGAAAGAGUACGGCUGGUCUCUGGAGAAAGCCUACAACUUUGUCAAGCAAAAACGGAGUAUAGCUCAGCCAAACGCUGGAUUCAUGAGACAGCUGGCGGAGUAUGAGGGAAUCCUGGACGCCAGCAAGCAACGUCAUAACAAGCUAUGGAGGCCUGAAACAGAUGAGGAGGGAUCAGAUGAUUUGCAAGCCUCUGGCCACUGUGCUGGUGGGGAGGAGACACCAGUGCUCAGAGAGGAAGAAGCCUGGGGAGGCUGCGGGGCAUCUCCCUGCAGGGGUAUGGGCCUGGAGAUGGAGCCUCUCGACUCUCUUAACUAUAAUUACUACUUCAGGCGUUUGUCAGACUCUGCACUAGACAGUGAGCCCUCCACGCCAGUGCGAGGCCCCCCCCUGCUGGGUAUGGAAAGAGUUUUCAUUGAGAUUGAGGAUGUGGAGAGAGACGCCCUACUGGAGGACGAGGGUUUCCCCAUGGCCCAUUUAGCCUUGCCUGGCGAGGGCACGGCAGCUCAGACGUGUGGACGCCUUGACCCCUUGGAGGACAUGAGACUGAGACUUGAGUUCAGUACUUUGGAAGAAGAGGACGAGGAAGAGGCAAAGAAAGAGGAAGCUGAGAUGGCGGCCUUGGCUCAAACACCUGGAAAUUCAGAUGGGAAGAGAGCAGAGGAGGAGGCUGAGAGGACGGAGGAAAGCCGGUUAGGCCUUGCCAACCUGAACACCAACAACAGCAACCGCCUGGCUGCAAAGCGCAGCUGCCCAGCAGCUUUUGAUGACAGUGCUAGCACAGGAAACCCUUUAAAAGUGAAGCCCUCCUAUCAGUCCUGUAAAGACUGCCUGCGUCUGCCACAAGGCCGGCGCUGUGACCGUCCAGCAGGAGGUCGUUCCCACCGCCUUAACCCCUCCCGCCACUGCUCUGUCCCUUCCAUAUGCAUAGAUCCGCCCGGGACACAUUUUGCUUCCACCCCAAUUCUGCAGUCUCUGCCAGCCCCUGCAGUUGUCCCAGCUAGCGUGGUCCAGCCCUGUACACACCUCUACCACUGUGCCACCUGUGCCCCAGGAGUAACACCUGUCCCACUAGCCAACCGCCAGAAACUGAUCUCGCCCAUGAGCUGCGAGGAGAUGCUUCCUGACCGCAGCUCAGUGGAGGCAGAGGACAUGGAUGAACCGCAGGGGGACAAUGUGGAAGUAUCAAGGGAGGGUACAGGGGCCAUCAAUGCAAAUACACCUGAAGGUUUAAAAUUACAACCUGGUGGCGCAGUGGAGCUCCAGCAGCAGGCUCUGGCGCAGCUGCAAAUGCCAGGACUGGGGAUAGAAUUUGGUCUGGAACUGAUGCGACAGAGGGCGGAACGGCUUGAGAAGCUGCCAAGCUUGGCCAUGGGGGGCCAACUCCCAGUGGGGCCCCUGCCUUAAGGGAAGAGGUGGAGGAGGAGGAGGUUCAACACUGCCUCCACCAGGUACAUUAUGACGGCUGUGGGCCAACAAGCUGCAACAAAAUGCCCUCUGUGCAUUUACAGAGUGUCCUGACAUUGUCUGCUGGCAUGAAGAUCCGGCUGGUUGUUUUCACCAUAUGCUAAAGGCUUGAAUGCUUCUGGCUAAAUUGGGACUGAAGACUUUCUUGUGUUCUCCACUCGUCCCUCAGACCUAAUUGAGGCCUGUCUGGUCUCUUCCGAACCUGCCCGCCCCACCACACAUACAGGAUCAUAACAGUUGCCCACAACCCAGUGGAGAUGAGCAUUAUGCUGCCAUUUUACCCUAUACAAACAGGUUUGGUGUAUUGGAGAACUAGUUGUUGUCCCUUUCUGACUGCUCUGGGAGCUAUAGUUAACACUUUGAUGUUGGUGGAGAGAAAAAUACCUGGAGUAACAUGCUUCUGUCAGUGUACUGUGUGUUUUUCAAUCCAACUCAUCAACAGUAUCAAAAGGAGCUCAAUGAAUGUUUGCCGUUGAGCCUGUUGGGUUGCAUUCAGCAUUUCCUCAUGAUGACAACUGAAUCCUCAUUUAACUUCACUUAUAUUUUUCCCUGCUGCAGCUGCUUUUGCAUUGUGAGAGGGCAUUUCAUGUGAAAGCGUUUUCAUUUUUUUUUAAAAAGGACGUGAGCAUAUGUGAGCCUCUUUAUGCCUCUUUGAAAAGCGUUGUACCUCGGACCACAAGCAUCUCGGACUGUUUUGGUCAAAGACUGUUUUGUCUCUGCUCAGUGGCUGGUUCAUCCUGACCCCCCUCCAUUAAAGUUAAUGUAAUCAUGUCUUUAAAGUGCUCAGCUUAGCCAGGCAUGACUUUGCAGUGUUACACAACAUAGCCUCAACAUGCUUAGGCAGAAGGCAUAUUGAAGUCAUUAAUUUUCGCUAUGUUUUUGAAAUAGUGACAAACUUUCCAGAUUCAGUUUUGUCAAUAUUCAGUUUAAGUGACAACACGUGGCGUCAGUAAAUUGAAUGAAUUGAACCGAACUACUUUUCUUAUGCCUGAAACACAUUAUGACAUUCAGGCAUAAAGAAACAUUCAUAAGCUUAAAUAUCACUCUUAGUCAGAUAAUUUCUGAUGUAACCAAAGCCAUAUCAUGUUGCCAGGUCCAGUUUAUUGCCUUCACAAUUAUAGUCGACAAAGAAGCUUUUCUUUGACCAGUUAAACAUACCUUCUUACCCAGUCUGAAUCUGGGUAGUCAUUUAUCCAAGAGGCUCCCAUGGUACACAUGGCUCACCCAGUUAACUUUUCGGUAACAUGCAGAAAAACCUUCGGCUACCUUUCACUAAAGCCACAACAUGUUUGUAAAGGCACACCAGUGAUGUAUAGAUUUAGCACUUGAGCACAACUCUAGUAUCCACUCACACAGUGCACAGGCAUAUUUCAGAUCUAUAGCUACAUUUAAUCAGAAUUCAUCUAAGAACACAGUGACAUCAAAAAUGGUUAAUCUACAGUAUGCUUCAAAGGGGUAGCUACAUUCUUUUCUUGCAGUGUGGAGUCCAUUUCUGUAAGAAUAAUUUAUUUGAUCUAAUAAUCAACAGAUGGUUAUAGUCAACAGCAGUUGCUCCUGUAAACUUUGUUGAUAAUUUACUUAUAAUUGGGAGUUUUUUUGUAAAAUAAAAUUAAUCUCCAGUUGUUAUAAUUCUGACUUUCAAAUUACCAAAUGAAAUACGUCCGUUUACAGUGUGAUAAAUUAGAAGUAUUCAUUAUUUAAUUGGCGAGACUAGAUUUCCUUUAUUUUAAAAUACAGAACAAGUAACCUAUCAAAGAAAACAGCAAAGUCCAGCUUUACAGGUUUUUGACGUUUAAGCUUUUCAACUCAUGAACUCACUAACACUUUUCAUCUUGUUCAGACAGCUUGAGGUAUAUUUUUAAACUUUUCUGUUAAAAUUGUGCCACCACUCCAAAGUUGCUGUGCCACAGGGUGUUGCUCUGCAAGUUCCUCUGUUUGGUUGAUGUUGUGUUGUUACUGUUUUUGGCACGCUGGGUGUGCUAGAAUGGUACUGAAUGAUGCCUGUUUGUUUACAGGAAAAAGCACAUGCAAGAGUUACUGUGUUUAAAAAUCUGAGUGCUUCAGAAGGAAUUAAAACUGUACAAGGAAUGAAUGCAUAUUAUUUAAUCAUGGGGUUAUUGGAUUUUUUUUUUUUUUUUUUUUGGUAGAUUUUGCUUUUCUUUAAGUAGAUCAGUAGAAACUUAGACAAACAACAAUAAUGCAUCCUUUGUUCCUUGUCCUCCCUUAACUGGAUCCCAGGGAGCUGCAGGUUUGCUCCACUUAGUUAGAUUUACGUAAUUUGGUUUUUGCCUUUAACCUGUUCUUUCCCUCACGUGGCCAUUUGAGCAUGAUGUAACAUAAGGCACUUACAGAGAGUUGUUUACAGUAGCUCGUGAAUAUUGUGGCUAAAAGAAUUAAGAAAUGCUCCAAAGUGGAGAGCCAGCUGAAGGCUGUGAAGGACAGAUUAAAGAAAUAGUUUCACAUUUUGGGAAAUAGGUUUAUUUGCUUUCUUUCCAAAAGAUAGAUGACAAGAUUGAUCCUGCUGCCAUGUCUGUGUGGUAAAUAUGAAGGCAGAUCUUGUUUUGCCUACUGCUUCAUAUUUACCAUACAGGCAAGAGAGAGGAGAUAUUGAUCUUCUUGUCUAACUAUUAGCAAGAAAGCAAAUAGACUUACUUCCCAAAAUCUCUGAACAUUUCCUUUAAUAUAUUCUUAAUAAGAUUCUAAUUUUAGCGAAUUACUGUGUUAUCGCUCUUGACAGGUGGGCCUGAGGAGGGUGUUUGACAUUCAUGUGAUGUUAUGCGCACUAAACCCCUGUGUUUGCGCUCCCAGGCCACAGCACUAUGUUUGGUUGUUUGCUUCAUGUGUUGAAUUUGUUUUUGCAUUUAAGUGCCUUAACCUCGGCCUUAGCUCUGUCAUAAAGCGUCACAGGCUUUGCAAAGUUUCUGUGA